Molecule: messenger RNA, 1376 nt
Organism: Wasmannia auropunctata (little fire ant)
Lineage: Eukaryota; Metazoa; Arthropoda; Insecta; Hymenoptera; Formicidae
Product: dynein intermediate chain 2, axonemal-like
Exons: 4
Coding region: 539-1018 (159 amino acids)
Source: RefSeq, a predicted model, not a curated record
GAUUAUGUAACGAAGAGAGAGCUAAUACUUCUAGAAAAAAUAUUUUUGCAAAACGUAUUGUAUCUUGGACAGAAAAAUAUCAUAGCUUGGAAAAUUAAUUUUCCGAGAACAGAAUUGCAAGAUUUAAUUAAAUCUGUAAAUUAGGGGAUUACAAUUAGGGGACAAUAUUUCGUUUGGCAAAGUUUGAAUUUUACCAAAACUAAAUGAGAUUGUUGUUGGUGUUUCGGAAGAAAUUUGUUUUGCUUGUUACAGUUUCAUUAAAAAAUAACACUGCCAUAAUAUUGUCUUUUUCUCAAGACGUAAUAUAAGAAUUUUGUCGAGAAAGAAAACGAUCGAUAAAUAUCGCAUCGCGAUCAGAAGAAAAACGCGAUCGUGCGCAAUUUCACUCGGGGGAGCACAUGUGGGAAUACACGUGUGACACUUUCGAAAGAUUCGCUCAUCCCUCACAUUUUAGAUAUUGAUUUCGAGAGCUGCACGCGCGCUCGAGUCAGAAUCGUCAGAAGUCUGGUUCGCUAAAUGCUAUUGAAUACAAUAUAUAAUGGAGAUCAAGCAGGUUUUUCUGAAAAAACGCACGGAAUUCGGCAAGCAGUGCAUCUUCGACAUAUGCGGCCCGCAAUUGGACGAGGAGAUCAAGCCGGAUCCCGACGCUAUGGCUCAUUACAUUUUAAAGUCUCACCGCAACGUCGGCGUGCAGCACACCAAACAGUUCGCCUUGCACGAGGCUCAAACUGUCGGCAGCCAAACGAAGAACAGUGGAAUGUUUCACUUCGAGGGUGGUUGGCCGAAGGAAAUCAAUCCGAAGGACGAGGAAACUACAGCGAGGUUUCGCAGACGAAUCGAGAAGGGCGACGAUUGGGCGUCGAAAUUGCAGAACUUAUUUCAAGAAAUGGAGCACAAUAUUCUUCAAAACGGGGCACUUAAUAUAUAUGAACACUAUUUCGACGAAAUGAUUCCCACAGAACUAGUGAAACUUCGUAGUCUCAGAUCUGGAUUCAGCAAAAUUGUUCUUUCCGUGUAACAAAUGAGGGCUUGUAUAUAAUUCACGGAUACCUCAAACACGGAUUGAUUUGUUAACGUGGAGCACAAUACGUAGUGAGAAGUGUGAAAUAUUCAUGUUAAAAAAGUUUUCUUGACAUAAUGGCUGUAAUCGUAAAAUAAAUAUGGACAUAUCAUAAAACAAUAAUUCAACGAAUUAAAGGGAUCUGAAUAGAUUAAAGUUUUCAUUAUCACACGGCACAUCGAUACCGGAGCACGGAGCUACGUGUGAUUUCAGAUGAACAAUUUUAAAAUGUAUAUAUUCGUGGAGGACAAGAACGACUACGUUGGUUCGGCCAUCAAAAGAUUUAAAAUUUAAACCCGGGCCGAGCCCGAAGGUA